CUCUUUGAAUGGGCAAGUCAGUAUCCAACCGGAAGAGCAUGAGUGUUUGUGUUUUGGUUAUAUGUCACUGAAGCUGUAAAUUAUGUUAUUAUUAAUCUUUUGCAGGGUGAGGUAAAAUAAGCAUUAUUACUUAAAUAUUAUCCCGGCAAAAAGUGUUUACAUUAAGGUAUAUAUGCUCCUGUCGUGCUACAUAAGCUAAAAUAAGCUAGUCGUUAUUGGAAUGGUAUCACUAGCAUCAAAACGCCCGAUGGUGCAGCCCAGUGUAGGACAUGACAGGUAAAAACUACCGGGAUGAUGACAUUGCCAACUGAUCUAGACUGGUCAAGUCAAGGAUCACCUGUGGUCAGGGAAAAGAUAAGUAAUGGAUAUUGAAAAGUGUGGGGAAGGUGGAAGGGCCACUCUGUUCGACGACUCAGACUUUCCAUCGGACGAUCGCUCGCUGUUCUCCGAUGGCUCCUCUCCCCUCGCGCGAUUACAGGACGAGGUCACCUGGCGGCGCCCACAGGAACUGUGUGAUUGUCCCGCUCUCUUCCCUGCCAACAUCAAUGAGGGCCACGCUAAACAGGGCUUGCUGGGAGACUGCUGGUUUCUCUGUGCUUGCACUUUUUUGCUGAAGAACAAACAUCUGAUGAACAAGGUUUGUCCUCCAGACCAGCCCUUGUGGGGGGACUGCAUGUACCAGGGGUCCUUCCAGUUUCAUAUCUGGCAGAAGGGCCAUUGGACUAUGGUUACCAUCGAUGACCGCUUGCCCUGCAUUGGUUCCACUCUGUGCUUCUCUCGGUGCCACUCCCCCACGGCAUUCUGGGUAGCACUACUGGAGAAGGCCUAUGCUAAGCUCCAUGGCUCCUACGAGAGUCUGUGGGCAGGACAGGUGUCCGAGGCCCUGGUGGACCUGAGCGGCGGCCUGGCAGAGCGGUGGAGCCUGGAGAAGGGAGGGGCAGAUGAGGCGGAGGGGUCGGGGCAAGACAGCGACCGUCUCCAGAGGAGGAGGCUGGACCUCCGUCUGCUGCGCCCGGUCAGGGACCUCUGCGCUCUCAGCUGCUCCACCCACAGCAGCCCUGGAGGUGGUGUUGAUCUGGAGCAGUACCACGCUAUGAGUGUGACUGAGUGGCUGGACGUGGAGACGGUGUCAGGGGCGCGCCUGACACUGCUCAGGAUCAGAAACCCCUGGGGACGACGCGGGACCUGGCUGAAAGGCGAGGCCUGCUGGAGCUCUGUGGACCCCGCCCUCCGGGUGGAGCUCCAGGGCCGGCUGGAGGCAGGGGAGUUCUGGGUGGAUGAGGCAGAGUUCCUCUCCCAGUUUGACGACGUGACCGUGGGCUACCCCAUCACUGAGGACGGACACCUGAAGAGCAUCUUCACCGGCAGCGUCCUGAGCCACAGCCGUCAGCUGCCGGGCAGGUGGACCAGGGGGGUCACUGCGGGGGGCUGCCGGAACUGCACCAGCUACGCCACUAACCCCAAGUUCUGGCUCAAAGUCAGCGAGAGGGGCGAGGUGCUGGUCUCCCUGCACCAGCAAGGGGAAUGCAGGGGCAACCCAGAGCGAUACGCACACAAUCCACUAGAGGGCGGCCCAAACACUCAACCCCAGCACUACCAGGCCAUAGCCCUGCACAUGUGGAAGGUAGAGAAGAAGCGCUUCAACCUGGCGCGAGUGUUGAACAAGGCCCCCUCUGCGUCCACACACUGCCACGCCUACGAGAGGGAGGUGGUGCUCCACGGCCACCUGCAGCCGGGCCACUACCUUCUGAUCCCCAGCACCUUCCUGGCAGGAGCCCAGAGCAGCUUCCUCCUCAGGGCCUUCUCCUCCGGCCCGGUCUCGCUCAGCGCCAUGAGAAGCCCUGCUGGCCCUCCGCUGCCCCUGCUGGCGGACAGCGAGUGGGACCACUGUGACUUCCAGGGCGGCUGGGUGGCAGGGAUCAGUGCCGGGGGCAGCCGGAACUCCCCCUCUCACCGGAAGAACCCCCGCUUCCUGUUGUCCCUCGGCGGCCACGCUGACGCGCCGCCGUCGCCGGGCGUCGACGUCCGGGUCAGCCUGCGGCAGAACCGCCCGGACGCCGACCUGUACGCCAUCGGCUUCCACGUCUACAAGGUCCCAGAAGGGGUGUCUGUGAUGGCCUUACCCCUGGAUGAGGAGCCUGUAGCUAGUUGCGUGCCCCACUGCUACACCCAGGAUGUUAGUCUGGCCUGCUGCCUGCCCGCUGGGACCUAUGCCAUAAUUCCCUCCACAUACCAGCCCGAACUCCCAGGCAGCUUCACUGUGUCUGUGGCACGCAGGAUAUACAGGAAGGUGAUGAAAAGCCAGGAACUGCUGGGAAACACCAUUCAAGAGGUGUCUCACAUCUCUGUGAUGCAGAGCUAGAUGUGGGGGCCGUGUUCCUGCCCCUCUCACGUAGCUUGACCUCGUUGGCCCCGGGGCCGACAUGAAGCGACCGACAAACCCUGCCACACACACACACCACAGAGAGGCUGUUUGUGUGUGUGUGUGUGUGUGUGUGUGUGUGUGUGUGUGUGUGUGUGUGUGUGUGUGACUCCUAGGCAGUACUCUUCAUAGUGGAGAGGCUAGCUGAUGAGCAUCAUUGCUGCUAAUGAAGAAUGACGGCGCUAGCGGGUGUAAACAAACGGCCCCCAUUGAGGAGGACGCCUGCUGCUGGAGCUUGUUCGCUCGCUGCUGUGCCCGCCACAAAGACCCCCUUUCAUGAGGGUCCACACUGGGGCACUGGCAGGGAGGCUGAAGGGGUGCUGGUUAUUAUUGGUAAAGGGACAGAUCUUGGUAUCGGAGCCAAUCACACCACGCACCAAACCACGCAAUGUCAUACUCUUUGAUGCAAUACCACACUCUACCAUGCAAAACCACGUCAGUGUUCACCUAGUGCAAUGCGUCACUGGAAUAACCCAACGCGUGAUGAUGUACUGGUGGGAGGGGUCUGCCAGCUGUAAACAUGCCCUUCCUGGAAGGCAAGGCUAGGUUAAAGUGACACUUUUCCUUUGGCACAUAUUUACCCAAAAGCAGCAGCCUAGGGUCCACUCAACUGGUUAACCGUCCUUGACCGAUAUUACCUCUUCAUGAUCCUUGAUUAAAAACACUCAUCUAUCUCUAGUAUCUGUCUCCCAGCAAGAGACCUCAUGCAGCUCUAUUCCCAUGAUGCACCCCUCCACCUCUACUUCCUGGUUCCGUUCCCAAAGCCAGGAGCUCUGAUUUGACCUCAGAUGAACCUGUGUUAAAAGUGGCUGUGGUGGACGGAUGAAGGGGGGAAGGGGGGGGGGGGGCAGAAACUACUGAUGCAGCGCAUCAGGGACGGCAUGUUGUGACAGUCUGUUGGGUAUCCUCUGAAAUGUGAAUAGAACAAGGCAGUUGGCCGGAGACGGCACUUGUUUUACUGUGUGUAUGUGUGAGAGUGAGAUAGUGAGCGCGAGAGAGGCUGACAGCUGCCAGCGUAUGUCUGUUCUUACUUCUGGGCCUACUUUAUGUAGUCCCUGGUAGAGCUUACUGGACAAAAACAAAAUCAGUGCCAUAUUAAUUACUGUUCUGUUGCGUGUAUGUUGGGUGCUCCAUGCCCGUUCUGAUUUAAUUGCCACUGCAUUGAAAUAAAUUAUAAUUAUGAUCAGUUA
Messenger RNA from Gadus macrocephalus (Pacific cod), 3612 nucleotides. RefSeq names its product calpain 10 (gene capn10). NCBI's taxonomy places the organism in Eukaryota, Metazoa, Chordata, Actinopteri, Gadiformes, Gadidae. Gene Ontology annotation, cellular component: cytoplasm. The record is from RefSeq and is a predicted model, not a curated record. The coding region runs from base 362 to 2362 and encodes 666 amino acids. The transcript has 14 exons. Gene Ontology annotation, biological process: proteolysis. Gene Ontology annotation, molecular function: calcium-dependent cysteine-type endopeptidase activity.